GUGGAGGUACACACCAGCAGAUGCCCUGAGGCAACCAACAGCCAACUGCCUAACCCCUGUGGCCCUGCUGGGCAAUAGUCUGAUACAGCAAGGAGAGAAAAUCCAGAGUUUGUGAGCAGCGCUGGAGAAAUCCAGGAGCAAAUGUGGGAAGAGGUGAUCAAGGAGGAUGAAAGCCAGUCGCUGCCAGGGCGGAGUAGGUGGGAGGCAGGAGAGGCAUGUGGAAGAGCAGUUGAGGGCUUUGUAGCUUUGACAAUACUUCUUUCAACUGUUCGUACCCCGAUACGAUGCUUCAGGAUGUGGAAACCUUUGCCAAACACACCAGCAACUUCUCACAGGCCAGUGAACUUGAGCCUCACAUAGACUUCCUUUGGAACUUGAUGGAGCCUCCGUAUACAUCUUAUGAGGAUUAUGAGAAUGGCCAACUAACGCCCCUCCAGAAUGUCCAUGUGUCCUAUCUCCAAGGAACCUAUUCCUACUGCUGCCCAGACAACAGCCAGGAUCUCAAUGAGACUUCUCCCUGCAUUACUCAAUGUCCCCUGAAUGAUGAGAUGUACACUACUGAGACGUUUAAUCCCUACCCACAAUCAUACCAGUUACCCUACAAUCUCCGGAGUCCAUCGCUUUCUGAGGGAGAUAACCCAACAGACAACCAUAAACUAGAAAUCUCAGAUGGUGAAUCAAGUGACUAUUCUCAUGGAUGCAUUGAGGUUGUUCGGAAAAAAGUUCGACUUUACAAAUUCCUCUUUGAGCUGCUGCAGAAAGGCGACAUGCGAGACUGCAUCUGGUGGCUGGACCGCGAAAGAGGGACCUUCCAGUUCUCAUCCAAACACAAAGAGGUACUUGCUCAUCGAUGGGGGCAACAAAAAGGAAACCGCAAGAAGAUGACCUACCAGAAGAUGGCCCGUGCUCUGCGCAACUACGGCAAGACUGGGGAGAUCAGGAAAGUCAAGAAGAAGCUGACAUAUCAGUUUGACAGCGUAUUGUUGGGAGAAAGGAACGCAGAGCCAACUAUGCAUGCGCUCUCCUAAGCCAGCCUUAGUCUCCCUGGACACUGCCAUCCGUUUUGGGCAUUUUUUGUUCUCAGCGAAGUUUUGUAAGCUUUAUACUGGCACGUAUAUUAGACUUUGACUUAAAACUUCAAUAUGUUCAUUAAAUAGUGGCUCCAAGAAGCCUAUCAAAUGACUAAAUGGCAAAGGAAUGUGACUUGCCACCAUGGACCUCCCUUAUCUGUGGAACUCGGCUUUUAUGUCACGUCAAGUGAUGGGAAACAAUGCAAUUCAGAACACAAUGUAAAGGGUCGUUGACUAGAAAGUAUUGCUUAAUGCAAAAAGAGAAGCAGAGUAAGGUGGAUUGUGGAGCAGGAUUUUUUUUUUUUGUUUUAAUUAUCCAAAAUGUUCUUUGUCAGCUAGCACUGCCAGUGCCUUAAAUUAGAGGUUCCAAACCUCCUCCUAAAAAUAGGACUCUAAGCAAAGAUGAACAUGUAAACAGAACAGAAUGAUCGAUUAAUUUCCAUAUGACAAUACCAUCAAGUGGAUUAUUCACACUCAAGGCAAGGACCCUUCAAAUCGAUUAAUAUGUGUGGAUAUCAGGUUAAACUAGACCUGUCUAUGUCUUCCAGGCUUCCUACAGUCUGUUUCGCCAUUUGAAAAUCUGUUCAGCAUCUUUCUUUCCCUGUCUUUCAUAAUGUAUAGAAUGGGAAUAAACCAGAAACAUGUUUUACCUUCAGAAAGACUGCAAUGACUUAAACACCUAGCAUUCCAGCAAUGGAGUUCUGCAGUGGAGAUGCCCAGCUUCAGUAAUAGACAUGAACCUUAGACAUAUGCAUCUUUCUACAAGGUUUUGAUCAAGGGAUCUAAACCCUAAUCCUCAAGUACCACCAACAGGUCAUGUUGUGUGGAUGUCUUUAUUAAUGCACAGGUAACAAUCUAUUGUGCUGAGACGGGAACUACUUCACCUGCUUCCAAAUGCAGAAAUCCACAAAACAUGAUCUGCUAGUGGUGCUUGAGAAUAGUGGUGGUGAACCUCUGGUUUAGAUAGCACAUGUAGAAGUUGAUUUUUAGAAUUGCCUUGGAAGUGGUGUAGGCAGCCAUUUUGUGGACAAAAACUCUAUGCGUUCUCUAGAAUCCAUGAGCAGGCCAGCCAUUUUGUGGCUUAACCCAAUAUUUAAGAGAAAACAGCCCAUGUUUCAUCUCUAAGUCACCCUAACAGUCCAGGUUUUAAGGAUAUCCAUACUUGAAUGGUUAAAUUGGCUGAGGUAUUAAGCCACAUGUGCUCAAGCAUGGAUAGCCUUAAAACCUGGACUGUAAGGGUGUUUUGAGGACCGAGAUUGGGAACCACUGCGCCAAGUAAUUGAUAGGUUGAAUUCUAUAUAUUUGUACUGCCAAGGUGUGCAGUUUACCGGUACGUUUUAAAGAGUUUUAUUGUGUUAAGUACACCUAUAGACGACCUUGAUCAUUCCUUAGCAGGUGCUCUCGACUGGGUGUAGCAUGUUAUGCCGGCAGCUGGGUGAGCACAAAUGAGUCCCUUGCGGGCUCGCUGCGCUCGCCACGCUGCGGGCACGGUGGCGCCCUACGUUAUUCUCCCUCCAGGAGGGUCGUGGACCCCCAAGAGGGAGAACCCUUGACGGUAUGCCGGGUGUCGGGAUCCCAACAGAUGGCAUACUGAAUACCACCCCUCUCGACUAGCAAAAAGUUUUCUCCAAACAUUUAAUUCUUGCUGCUUGCGUGAGAUCACUUUGCAACCCUGAAAAUCAGAUAGUAAAACAUGAUCAACUGUAAACUGAUAAUGAUUUAGUUUGCCCAAAUCAGAGGCGGUGUAUUGGUUGAGGUCAGGGAGCACUGUACUUAUGCAUUGCCAUACUGAGGUCUGUUUCCUCGUUAUUGUGGCCGAUUUAAUAGUACUGGUUUUAAUUCUCUUACAUCCCAGUAAAGCACAAGUUUCAUGUAUAUAUUUAUUUGUAUUUGUGAAAAGAUUGUUAAUAUAUAUAGCAAUGUAUAAAUCGGUGUAAAUCGUCACAGUUCCCCCCCCCCCCCCAUUUUCAAAAUAAAGUGAGUGAAUCAUUA
Pseudophryne corroboree (corroboree frog) is the source of this 3062-nucleotide messenger RNA. Its product is annotated as transcription factor Spi-B-like. Lineage: Eukaryota; Metazoa; Chordata; Amphibia; Anura; Myobatrachidae. Gene Ontology annotation, biological process: regulation of transcription by RNA polymerase II; cell differentiation. The record is from RefSeq and is a predicted model, not a curated record. Bases 285 to 1028 code for a protein of 247 amino acids. The transcript is spliced from 6 exons. Gene Ontology annotation, cellular component: nucleus. Gene Ontology annotation, molecular function: DNA-binding transcription factor activity, RNA polymerase II-specific; sequence-specific DNA binding.